Doryrhamphus excisus (bluestripe pipefish) is the source of this 3044-nucleotide messenger RNA. Lineage: Eukaryota; Metazoa; Chordata; Actinopteri; Syngnathiformes; Syngnathidae. The record is from RefSeq and is a predicted model, not a curated record.
GCGCGUCUUCCUUUUGUCGGUUUGUUGUCAUUGUUUGAGUUGGACUUGCUGGUGCGUCGUUCUGCUGCAUAGCGUAUAUAAAUAUAUUUUUACCUGCAUUUGGGUCCUUGUAAAAGUCACAAGCCGGAACGUGACAUCAUCUACACUAUUCACAGGAAGUCACAUGUGAAACCCGCCAUGUGAAAAUCAGCCUUGGACUUGAACCAAGAUCAUUUGGAAUGAGAUCAGAUUUGACCCAGUUAAUGCGGCGUAAUUGUUCAUCCAACAGUUCUCGGAUCAGAUUGAAGCGCUCGUGCGGACGCCCCAUUUCGGCUCCGCCUUUGAUCCGUCGGCUGCUGUAAAGUUUGUCUUCCCUUGUGACUCCGAGGACCGGCUAGCGACACCGCUACACGACGCCUCUCACCGGACCUGUUCGGACGUUUAUGUGGACCCGCUUGGUUGUAGCUAGCAGCCGCUAGCUACAAGAGGCUCAACAAAAUGGUUCGUAUGAUUCCCAUCUCCCUUGCCAUCACAGUACAGGUCAUAUUUUCAACUGCGAUUGCCGUGACGGCUGAAGAGGAGAGCAGGGAAUGCAGGGAACAGGAGUACAAGGACCAGUUUGGGAAUUGUAAACCCUGCAAGCAAUGCGAUGCAGGACAGGAGCUGUCAAAGGAAUGUGGCUUUGGUCACGGAGAAGAUGCCCGGUGUGUGCCGUGUCGGAGCAGUCGCUUCAAGGAAGACCGGAGCCUCCAGAAGUGUAAGCCGUGUCUGGACUGCGGACUCAUCAAGCGCUUCCAGAAGAGCAACUGUUCCGCGACCAGCAAUGCCGUGUGUGGCGAGUGCCUGCCCGGAUUCUACAGGAAGACAAAACUAAGUGGCUUCAAAGACAUGGAGUGCAUCCCCUGUGGAGACCCGCCGCCUCUGUAUGAGCCUCACUGCAGUGGGCGAGUGAACCUGGUGCCGCUGCCCUCGGCGGUGACGAGUCCUCGCGAUAUAGCACUGGCAGCGGUCAUCUGCAGCGCCUUAGCUACGGUGCUGUUGGCCCUACUGGUGCUGAGCGUCAUCUACUGCAAGAGGCAGCUGCUGGAGAAGAAGUACAGUGCGUCCCUGAGGAGCCAAGACUGUCCCUACAGUGGCAACGAGCUGUCCUGCCUGGACCAACGAUGGCUCCAUGACUUCCCCCAGAGACCUUGCUGCCAGGGUCACCUGGGCCUUGGACACCCCUGCGGCUCAGUCCAUCUGAUCCCAUCCUUGUGUAGUGAAGACAGUCUGGACCACGCACCGUUUGGCUCUCACGCCAGCCUCGGCGACAGAAAUAUGGAGCGUCAUGACCAACUGGUGCCGCUGCAGUCAAGAGGACAUCCGGCAUCGGCAGAAGACAUCUCGGAGGCUUUCAGGCCGGAACCGGAACAUGACGAGGCAGAGGAGGGAGAGAAGCAGCAAGCGUGCACGCAAGAGGGUGAGGUGACCUUCAGUUGACAUUGACAAGAGCAAAACGUUCUGCUCGGAGGAGUGUGAUUUAUGGAUGCAUGGAGUUUUGGAGCUUCUCCAGCCUUUUGACGUUUGACAUGAGUUGCCUCUGAGCAAAGUGCAGAAUGAUUUAAUUGACGGCAAUCGUGCCAAAUUUGAAUGAUGUGCCCUUUCUCCGUAAACACAUCAAAGUUAAGAAUAACUUAAGAGUUUUUCAGAUUAAACUAAAUAAACAGUCCAAAAUGGCAUGGAACCAUCCACGUUCUGAGAAUCAUGGCGGUGCCCUCAAUCUGUUCUGCUUUAAUUGACCAGGAAGUAGCCUGCUAACAAAUUACCCCUGAAGGUAAUUUGCUAGCUAAAGAUAAAAGCUACAGACAAAAUAUACUUAUACUCGCACCCACACAAAAAAACGUGGAAACAUCGAGUACGCAUAUGACGGUGUAUAAAAGGCCAGGCAGGGAAAGGAAGGGUGCGUUUUUUUGCAGCUGCGCUGUAAUAAGACCCACUUACUUGUAGGCAUACAGGGACUGCAGCUAAACCCGGAUGUCUGUAUUAGGUAUUGUUGUCAGGAAUAAACAAUCUAGUUCUCAUUUUUAUGAUUUUGGUUCUUUAAGAUUCCAUUAUCGUCUAUUCGAAACCCACUUAGAGUCCUCAGGGGGAGGAUUUCUACACCCCUCAGCUCUUCAGUACUGUAUUUGAGGUUCAUACUGAAAUUUCACGCAACUUUUUGCAUGUACAGUAAACCUGGGAUAUAUCGGAUUCAAUUGUUCCCGCUGGUUUUGUCCGAUAUAAGCGAAAUCCGUUAUAUGCGUAUACCGGAAAAUGUCCGUUUUACGCAUAUAUGGGAUUUAUAUCCGGUAUAUGCGUAAAUGGGAUUUUAUCCGUUAUAAAAAGGCACUUCCUUGACUAUGUUUCCAAUGUACCUGGACGCGCAGGCAACGCUGCAAACGCUGCAAAUGACGUCGUAUAGCGGCCUGUCACCAUUCGGCCAAUCGGAGCGCCACGAUGCGGCCAUCCGAUAUAUGCCAGGGAAAUUUCAUGGAAAUGCAUUGGAACGGGACUGGAGAUUUUGUCCGAAAUAGGCGAAAUCCGUUAUAAAAAAUCCGAUAUAUGCAAUGAAUUUUUAUUGGAAAUGCAUUACAGAAAAAUCGGUUCUUUUUUUAUCUGUCCGUUGUGAGCGAAUUUCCGAUAUAUCCGAGUCCGAUAUAUCCGAGGUUUACUGUACCUCAGAUUAACACCCAACAGUACUGGCAAAGUGAUAUUCAGAUCCGGAAUUACUUCACGUUCAGAGUAAGAAACAAAUAGAAGUCAUUGAGCUCACCAGGAAAACAGAAAAAGCUCUAACGCAGGGGUCUCAAACUCGUGGCCCGCGGGCCAAAUGUGGCCCGCGAGACGCUAGUUUGAGGCCCCCCACCUUGAUACCAAAGUUUAGUGUUGAAAUGACAGCUUAAAGCUUAUUAAAUCCUACCCCUCCAUCUGGUACUUUUACAAUCAGUAACUGUUACAUUUGUUCACUUCCUGCUUUCAUAAUAUAGUUUUAUUUUAUUUUUUUAUUUUAUUUUUUGUCACGUACCGAAAUACAGUAAACCUCGGAU